Messenger RNA from Salvia miltiorrhiza (redroot sage), 1373 nucleotides. RefSeq names its product probable 2-oxoglutarate-dependent dioxygenase AOP1. The record is from RefSeq and is a predicted model, not a curated record. Lineage: Eukaryota; Viridiplantae; Streptophyta; Magnoliopsida; Lamiales; Lamiaceae. The transcript has 3 exons. Bases 153 to 1097 code for a protein of 314 amino acids. Gene Ontology annotation, molecular function: dioxygenase activity.
ACUCGUAAAAAUAUAGUUGAAAGAUUUGGUUAAACAAAAACCAAAUCUCAACAUAGCUUGAUCUUGAAUUAACUUGUGCAAAUGUGUAUUUAAGUUGCUUAUACCUAUACAUAUAAAUAUCUCCAAAUAUACAUUGUUCGUUCCAUAACAAAAUGGGUUCUGAAAGCCUAAAGCUUCCUGUAAUAGAGUUGUCGAACCUCAAACACGAAAGUGAAACAUGGGAGUCUACGAAAGUCCAAGUUAGGCAAGCCUUGGAAGAUUACGGUUGCUUCGAAGCCACAUUCGAUCAGAUUCCUGUUGAUCUGAGAGAAUCGGUUCUUGAUGGAUUGAAACAACUAUUUGAUCUUCCUUUAGAGGUGAAAUUAUGCAACAAAUCAGAAAGGCCUUACCACGGCUAUACUGGACAAGUUCCCACUCUUCCCCUGUACGAAAGUUUGGGGAUCGAAGACGUCGCGUCGCCUCACCAAAUCCACUCCUUCACCAACCUCAUGUGGCCUCAAGGCAAUCCAUCUUUCAGCAAGAGCGUGCAGUCGUAUAUAGAAAAAUUGUGGGAAUUAGACAAGAUUGUGAGGAAGGUGGUGUUGGAGAGCUGUGGAGUGGGGAAACACGUGGAAGAUCACAUGAGGUCCACCAACUACGUUGUUCGAGUUCAGAAGUAUGAUAGCCCUCCAAAUCAUGAGACUCAACCGGGAUUGUUACCUCAUCUGGACUUGAACAUUCUCACCAUAUUGCAGCAGCUCAAUCACGUUGCCGGAUUGGAAAUUCUCACCAAACAUGCCAACAAAUGGAUCACUGCACGACCAUCAUCUCCCUAUUCCUUCUUUGUCUUUGCCGGAAUCUCAUUUCAUGCAUGGACAAACGGGCGGCUGCAUUCUCCGCUUCACAGAGUGACGAUGAAUGGAGACGAAGCUCGAUACUCGAUCGGAUUAUUUUCGGUUCCGAAGCCUGGGAGCUUAAUCAAGGCCCCAGAUGAGUUGGUGGAUGAAGACCACCCUUUACUCUAUAAGCCCUUUGAUCAUCACAAGUUUAUUGAAUUUCUUAACUCACAGGCUGUUGCCACCUCUUCGGAUGCUCUCAAGAAUUAUUGUGGAGCCUAAACUCUACAAAUUACUUCGCCACAUGCAUGCAAUCUUAUGUUCAUUAAUUUGUAUGUCAAUUUACUACGCAUGAUAUGUGAAAUAUUGAUAAUAUAUAGUGUUAAAAGCCCAUUGAGAGGGGUUAUUGUCAAAUAAAAGUUUGGAAGUUCACAGGCUAGCUCUUCCAAGCUCGCAUGUAAUCAAUCAAUUAUUAUUGUAAGGGCAAAUUACAAAAUAAGUCACAAACUUUGCCUCAUUUUUCAAUUUCAAUACCACUUUUAAACUUUUGCAAAUAAA